Molecule: messenger RNA, 10228 nt
Organism: Parathielavia appendiculata
Lineage: Eukaryota; Fungi; Ascomycota; Sordariomycetes; Sordariales; Chaetomiaceae
Product: vacuolar protein sorting-associated protein 13
Exons: 3
Coding region: 368-9994 (3208 amino acids)
Biological process (GO): protein retention in Golgi apparatus; protein targeting to vacuole; mitochondrion organization
Cellular component (GO): extrinsic component of membrane
Source: RefSeq, a predicted model, not a curated record
CCCAACCCGCCGCUGCCACCACCAACUCGUCGCCUUCCUCCUCACUGCUGCAGUCUGCUCUUCUAAAUUGUCACUUAAGAGACUUCUCUACAUUCCCUAAUCACGCAUUUAUCUGUUUAAUUGCCCGUUUUCCAAGGUUCUCACGGUGAGGCUUCAUUCACAGAAGGCCGACCAUCUCGGCUGUCCCCGCGGCUGUUGCAUGAGACGAACGACUCCUUGACGGCAAAACGAGCUUCGAUCUAAGCAGGCCCCAGCGACGAUAAUCUGAAUUCUUCCCACCCCGACCCUGCAAAUGAAACACGAGGCAGCAACGCGAUAGACACUUAUUACACGAUCCUGGCCCGGGUUACGGCACCCCACAGUCAAGAUGCUGGAAGGCCUGGUCGCGGGCCUCCUGAACCGCUUCUUGGGCAUGUACGUCAAGAACUUUGAUCCCACACAACUCAAGGUGGGCAUCUGGUCAGGAGACGUCAAGCUCCGCAAUCUCGAACUGCGACGCGAAGCCCUCGACCAACUCAAGCUGCCCAUCAACGUCGUUGAAGGACACCUAGGCGAGCUCACACUAGUCAUCCCGUGGUCCAACUUGCGCGGGGCACCUGUCAAGGUCUUCAUCGAGGAUGUCUUUCUGCUCGCCUCCCCCAAGGAGGAGGCCGAGUACAACGAGGAAGAGGAAGCCCGUCGGAAACAAAGGAUAAAAAUGGAGAAGCUCGACUCGGCCGAGCUGCUGAAGGAACGGUCGCAGGAGGGUCUCAGCCCCGAGGAGCAGAAGCGCACCCAGAGCUUCACAGAGAGCCUGGUCACCAAGAUCGUCGACAAUCUGCAGGUCACCGUCAAGAACAUCCACGUUCGGUACGAAGACGCAAUAUCCGCGCCGGGCCACCCUUUUGCCCUGGGCAUCACGCUCGAGGAGUUCAGCGCCGUCAGCACGGACGGGGAAUGGACGCCCGCCUUCAUCCAGUCUUCAACCAAAACGACACAUAAGCUUGCCACGCUAGAGUCGUUGGCAGUAUACUGGAACACAGAUACCAAACUCAUGGGCCCAGGGCGCGAGGCACACACACCAGGAACCGAGGUCACCCCACAUGACCAGAUACUGGAGAGCUUCAAGUCCAUGAUUGCGAGGGGUGACGGCGACCUAUCUCAGAGCCACCAGUUCAUUCUGAAGCCUGUCUCUGGCCAAGCAAAGAUCGAACUUGACAAGACAGGAAGCCCCCAAGUGCCCAAGUUCAAGGCAAACUUGCUGUUUGACGAGAUCGGCCUGGUGCUGGAUGAUCAGCAAUACCGCGAUGCUCUGAUGAUGGUGGAUCUCUUCCAUUACUUCAUCCGACAUCAAGAGUACAAGAAGUACCAACCCAAGGGCGUGACGCCAAAGGAGGAUCCAAGAGCGUGGCUCAAGUUUGCCGGCGAUGCUGUCCUUGGCAAGAUACACGAGCGGAACCGCCGCUGGUCCUGGGACUACUUCCGUGAGCGCAGAGAUGACAGGCGUCGGUACAUCGAGUUGUUCAAGAAGACCAAGCAGAAUCAACCGUUGUCUCCGCAAGAGAGCGAUGACAUGAACAAGUUGGAAUGGAAGCUCAGCUACGAGGAUCUCCGCUUCUGGCGCUCCUUGGCCCGCAAUCAGCUCAAGAGAGAGAAUGCCGAAGCGCUCAAAAAUCGCCCUCCGCCUCAGAAGCAGCAACAGCAGGGCUGGUUGUCCUGGGCGUGGGGUGCGAAACCGCAGCAGCAGGAGAAGCAGGACGGGACCGAAAACAUUCAAAUCACCGAGGAACAGCGCAAAGAGCUCUACGAAGUCAUUGACUGGGACGAAAAAACUGCGCUCGCCGCCGAUGUCGACCAACCCAGGGACACGGUCAGGAUGCAGAUCGAGACUUCGCUCAGCACUGGCAGCUUUACGCUCAAGCAGAGCCCACAUGAAAAUGCCAGGGACCUGAUCAGCAUUCACUUUGAUGUCUUCAAAGCCAAGGGCCUCAAGCGGCCCGACUCGUUCCUCGUGGACCUCAGCCUUGGCGGUUUCCGGGUCAAUGACGGCACGACUCCCAGAAGCUUGUACAAGGAGAUCGUUCGAGUCAAGGAUGCGCCAACACGCGAGGCAGACAAGCGGUUGUCUAUUGCCGAACUCGAGACGACUCGGGAAGAGGCCUUCUUCCAGUUCCAAUUGGAGCAAAACCCCCUGGACGAGCAGGGCGACAUCGCACUGACGGCCAAGCUAAAGCCCCUCGAGAUUGUUUGGAACCCAAAUGUUGUUAUCGGAGUUGCGGACUUCUUCAGGCCCCCUGAGCGUCACAUGGAGUCCAUCAACGCGCUGAUGGAGACUGCCGGCGCCACGGUUGAAGGACUUCGGGAGCAAACAAGGGCCGGACUCCAGUUCGCGCUCGAAGAACACAAGACUGUCAAUGCCAAGUUGGACCUCCAGGCUCCUCUCAUCAUCGUGCCCGAAACCAUCACCAGCAGGAGCGCGCCAUGUGUGAUCCUCGACGCAGGCCAUAUCAGUGUCACCAGUGAGCUUGUCGACAAGGAAACCACAAAGGAAGUCGAAUCCAAACAAAGGCAGACAUACACCGAGGAGAAUUUCAAGCGGCUCGAAUCCCUCAUGUACGACCGCUUCCUUGUCAAGCUGACGUCCACCCAAGUCUUGAUCGGUCCAUCGGUCGAGGAAACGAAGCGGCAGUUGGUAGAAAAAGACGACCAGCGCAUGUUUCACAUUGUGGACAAGAUCAAUGUUGACUUCGUUGUGGAAACUUCAAUCCUACCGAAGGCCCCCAACCUCACUAAACUCAGGGUUUCUGGCCACCUGCCUGUGCUGCAAGUGAGCGCGUCGGAUUCCAAAUACAAGACGCUCAUGCGUAUUAUCGACAUUGCGAUACCUAAGUUCGGGGACAACGAGCCCACCCCGCCCCAGGACACUGCGGGACUCAAAAGACCUCGUCUCGCCAGCAGCGCGUCAUCUCAGCCACGGGGAUGGAGCGAGAGAAGAAUCUCAACACCUCUCCUCCCAUUUUCCACGCAGCAGGAGGCAAUCAUCCUUGAGGAUGACGACAUUGACGACCACGAUGAUAAGUUCGAGGAUGCCAAGGACGGCUCAUCUGGUGAACAGCUGAGGAUACAGCAGCGCAUUUUCGAGUUCAGGUUCACAGUGGACAAGCUGAAGGGCUCGUUGUACCGCAGCGAUCCUGAAAGGAAGAGGCCCGACGAUCUGCUUGUUGAGCUCGUUGCCGAGCACUUUGGCGUCGAAUUCCAUCUUCGGCCGUAUGACAUGGGCGCCGAGGUCUCGCUCGGCUCAGUCACCGUCGACGACUUCGUUGACAAUCCACCUGCCGAGUUCAAGUCGAUUGUAUCGUCGGGAGAUGUCGAAGACCGCCGAGAUGCGAGGGACCUUGUGCAUGUCAAGUUUGUCAGAGUCAAGAAAGAGUCUCCGGAGUUCAUGACGGUGUACGAAGGGAUCGAAACAAACGUCGACGUUGCCAUUUCUACUAUCAACCUGGUCGUGACGCGAAAGACCCUACUCACUCUGCUCGACUUCAUCCUCGUCACCUUCACCAAUUACCAACCCGCUGAUGGCGCUGCUUCCAGAGCCCUCGCGGACCAGGAUUCGGAGCCGGAUGUCGUGGAAGAAUCCCACUCGCCCGUCGAGCAGCCUGAGAGUGGAGCCAUCAGGGUCAAAGUUGAUCUCAAGAGUAUACGGCUCAUCCUGAAUAACGACGGCAUCCGGCUGGCAACCUUGUCGUUCAAUCAUGCUGAUGUCGGAGUCUUCCUGCUCGGCCGGUCCCUGCGGGUUUGGACAAAGCUUGGAGACUUGAGCUUAGUAGACGACGUUAACCUCGGCGUUUCUCAGGACUCAAGCCUGCGCCAACUCGUCACUAUUCAAGGAGACGAGCUCGCCGAUUUCCGAUACGAGACAUUCGACCCCACAAUAUUUGAAAAGUACCCUGGUUACGACUCGUCCAUCUAUCUGCGGGCCGGAUCUGUCAAAGUGAACUUCGUUGAAGAGCCGUUUCGCAAGAUCGUCGAUUUUCUCGUCAAGUUUGGCAAAAUGCAGGCCAUUUACAAUGCUGCACGUCAAGCCGCCGCGAACCAGGCCAGCCAGCUGCAGCAGAGCCAAAGCCGCAUCAAGUUCGAUGUUGUGGUCAAGACGCCCAUCGUUGUGUUUCCCCGCGUCAUCUUCUCAGAGAGGCCGAAAAGGGAUGUCAUCACAGCCUAUCUCGGAGAAAUCUACGCGCAGAACAAGUUUGCACCACUUGACGACUCAGAGAACUCGGAGAUUGGGAUGAAGCUGUCUGCCGGCAUCCGAAACAUCAGGUUGACGUCCAACUUCCACUACAGCGAUGACCGGGAAGAAGAGUUGCAACUCAUCGAGCAUGUUGAUCUCGGGUUCAAAAUCACGUAUGCUGAACACAAAGAUGGCGUCAAGCGGCCAGACCUGGAGAUCGAAGGCUCCAUGACCGAUUUCAACCUUCGCAUCACAUCACACCAGCUCCGCGCUCUCCUGGAGAUCUCCAGAUCCGUCCCUGCCGUGUUCGCCGGCGAUGUCGAACAACACACUGCGGAGGCCGAGCGGGAUGUCGGUGGCGCCACCCUUGCGCGUGCUAGAACCAUGCCGGGCUAUGGCGGCGGCAAUGCAAACGAGAAGCGGAUCGACAUGAGCCCGGAACUCGGCACGCACGGAGAAGCUUGGACGAAGUUGGACCUCAUAUUCACGGUGAAUGAGAUUGGCCUGGAGCUGAUCAACUCCUCCGAGGACGCACCCGUCGGUGACCCCCAUGCCGCCAGCCUGUCCAGGUUCAGCCUCAAUGCCAGCCGCCUGAAGACCCGCAUGGACUCAAACGGCAGCCUCGAAGCCGAGUUCGUUAUCCAAGCUCUCACAAUUCACGACACGCGCCACCGGGAGACGAACAAGUUCCGGCGCAUCAUGACGAGCAGCAACAACAGCGUCGAACAGCUGAUGGCUAGCAUCACAAUGUCUGGUGGCAAGGAUCGAAACGUUAUUGCCAUGGUCGCCGUCGACAGCCCCCGGUUCAUCUUUGCGCUUGACUACCUCUUCGCAAUCCACAAGUUUAUCACCGUUGGCACCGAAGUGGUCGAACCGGAUCUUCCCGAGAGGAGUCCACUGGAAAGCCCAGAGGAAAUGAGCGACGCGGAUUCCGUGCAGGUCCAUAACUCCGUUCGACACUCAGAAAGAAGCAGCAGCCAAGCAAUCCGGUCGAUCAGCCAGCAGCCAGAGCCAGAGCCGCAAAAGGAGGAGGGAAAGAUGACCUUAGCCUACCGGGUCAACGUCGUUGAUGCACAGGUCAUCCUGAUCGCCAACCCGCUGAGUUCCAGUUCGGAAGCGAUUGUCUUGGGAACGAAGCAAGUGGUCCUGUCCCAACAGCACGCCCUCACAUUCCAGGUCUUCCAGUGCGGCAUGUUCCUUUGUCGCAUGGACCGUUUCGACGACUCGCGCUUGAGAAUCAUAGAUGAUUUCUCCAUCCAAAUGUCAAUGGACACUUCACAGCCCGCAACGACAAAGCUCCACGCCGAUAUCGAGCCGCUGAUUCUCCGGUUAUCGCUCCGAGAUAUCCUCCUUGUUAUGCAGACGAUAGCCAAGGCCUCGGAGCUCUCGGGAGCUGCCGUUGUCGACAGGGAGGCCACGGCAUCGGAACAGAAGGCGAAGCAGCUCAAAGCACCUGGCCCAAAGACGAGAACCGCUAGCGGCAAGGCCAUGUCGGCAUCGGCUGCAAGGACAAGGCGGACAAGCAAAAGCGCAGGUAGCAUCAUGCAGAAGGGUGCAGCUCCGCCUCCCCACGACAUCGUCAAGCCGCCGCCAAGAUACGAGGAGCUCACCGUCUCAGUCGAUGGGGUUCGUGUUGUGCUGCUUGGCGAUAUCCACGAACUUCCCAUUCUCGACAUGAGCGUCAAGAACUUCACGGCCAGUGCGGAGAACUGGUCAUCAAAUUUGAAAGCGGAAACGGCCAUCGAGAUGUACACAAACAUCUACAACUUUGCCAAGUCUGCCUGGGAGCCUCUAAUUGAGCCUUGGCAGGUUGGACUCGGAGUCGCGCGGGAUCAGAAGACAGGGGUCAUGUCGGUAGACCUGUCGUCCAAACGCAACUUCGACGUGACCAUCACCACCGCCACCAUCGCUCUCUUGUCCAAGUCUUUUGCCUUCUUCGCGCAGGACCAGGACGUCCUGAGCAAACCUCGUGGGGUUGAGGCGCCCUACCGGAUUCGGAACCACACCGGCUUCGACGUCGUAAUCUACGCUAAGCGGCAGAGCAGCGCGGAGAUAACUUCUCUGCGCCUGGCGGAUGGCCAAGAAGUGCCUUGGAGUUUCGAAGACUGGGAGAAAAUGCGGGAGAGCCUGAUCACCGAGAACGCCAGCGCAAACAAUGUGUCGGUGCAGCUUGAAGGCAGCGGCUUCGACAUGGUUAAGAACAUCCGGCUCACGCGCGAGGGCGAGUUCCUGUCCAACUUAAAGCCGAAGAGGGAUGGUGUUCUGCACAAACUCCUAGUGGAUAUCAAGUUGGGCACCGACAACAUCAAAUAUGUGACGCUGCGCAGCCCGUUGCUGGUCGAGAACGAGACGGAUCUCCCGGUCGAGCUUGGUGUCUACGAUGCCCAUGAGGGCCAUCUGCUCAAGAUCGAAAAGAUUGCCCCUGGUGAGAGCAGGCCGGCUCCGGUUGGGGCGGCCUAUCUGAAGAGCCUGCUCGUCCGCCCCGAUCCUGGCUUCGGCUACGGCUGGGGCAGUGACUCACUGUGGUGGAAGGAUCUGCUUAGGCGGCCGACCAAGACUCUGGUGUGCAAAGGAGAGCAUGGCGAGCCCUUCUAUUUCCAGAUGUCCACGCGCUGGGACAAGUCCAACCCAAUGACCAGGAACUAUCCUUACAUGCGGAUCAAGUUGUCUGCGCCGGUCACGCUGGAGAACCUGCUACCCUAUGACUUCAAGUAUCGGAUAUACGACAAGAACACGAAGAAGGACUGGUCAAACUUCCUCCGCAAGGGGGGCAUCAGCCCUGUGCAUGUUGUCGAGCUUUCCCAUCUUUUACUCCUGAGCGUCGACAUGCAAGACACCCCCUUCAAACCCAGCGAGUUUGCUAUCAUCAACGCCGGCGAGACCGACGAUUUCAAGAAGGAGACGCACCUUGUCUGUCGUGACGAUGCCGGCAUGGCGUUGAACCUCAGACUACACUACUUCCGCAUCCCGGACAGCGGCGGCGCGUUCAAAGUCACGGUCUACAGUCCUUAUGUCGUCCUUAACAAGACGGGGCUGGAUGUGAGCAUCCGCUCCAAAGGUUUCGUUCAGCACGCGAAAGCUACGGCGGGUCAGACACUCAUUGACUUGGGGGACGGGAACGAGCACAAGGCGCGGCCAAUGAUGUUUUCGUUCAACAGCGAUGACCACAGGAACCGAGCCGUCCUGAGGGCUGGCGAUUCGGCAUGGAGCAAACCUCAGAGUUUCGACGCCAUUGGAAGUACCACCGAGGUCGCCCUCCAGUCGGCCGGCAAGAACGCAGAGAUCCACCUCGGCAUCACGGUCGACUCGGGCCUGGGCAAAUACAAGAUGGUCAAGACGGUGACCCUGGCGCCGAGAUAUGUCAUCCAGAACAGACUUGGAGAGGACAUCAACGUUCGUGAGCCCAGCUCGUCCAGCGUGAUGUCGCUGAAGAGCGGCUCCCUCCGGCCACUACACUACCUCCAGAGGGGACCCGUCAAGCAACUGUGUCUUUGCUACCCCGGCGUCGACACGCAAUGGACGGCGCCUUUCAACAUCUCGGAUAUAGGCACGACCCAUCUCAAAAUUGCCCGGCCUGGCCAACGGCAGCGGCUUGUUCGGGUUGAGAUCCUCAUGGAAGACGCCACCAUUUUCCUGAAUCUCAGCAUGGAGCACAGGAACUGGCCAUUCUCCAUGCGUAACGAGAGCGACACCGAGUUCACGUUUUACCAGGCCAAUCCCGACAUCGACGAGGAUGUCACCGAGGACCAUUCCGGGUGGAGGCCCGUCAGGUACCGUCUCCCACCGCGUAGCAUCAUGCCGUACGCUUGGGACUUCCCGGCCGCCAAGCACAAGGAGGUGUGCAUCAGCGCGUACGGCAAGGAGCGUCAUGUCAAGCUGCAGGAGAUCGGGAAUCUGUUGCCCAUGAAGUUCGUUGGCACCAACGGUCAGGCAAAGAUCAUCGACAUUAAUGUUACUGCUGACGGGCCGACGCAAACGCUCAUCUUGUCCAACUUUAAACAGUCAAAGAGUUUGUACCGCCAGCGGUCUAACGCCGGAUCGACCAGCAGCCGUGAAGGCUUUGAGGCGAAGGAACUCGACACCAACACGACGUUCAGGGCACAGCUGAGGCUGUCUGGCAUCGGCAUCUCGCUCAUCAACUCACAACUGAAGGAGCUGGCGUACAUCACCUUCAGAGACGUGCAGCUCCGGUACAGUGACUCGCCGAUGUACCAGACGGUGAGCCUGGCGGUAAAGUGGAUCCAGAUCGACAACCAACUCUACGGCGGCAUCUUCCCGAUGAUCCUCUACCCUAGUGUGGUUCCAAAGAGGGCACAGGAGAUCGAGGCACACCCCUCGCUACACGCAAUGGUGACCAGAGUCAAGGACGACUCGUAUGGUGUCGAGUAUAUCAAGUACGCCACCGUUUUGGUCCAGGAGAUGACUGUGGAGCUUGAUGAGGAUUUCAUCUACGCGGUGUUGGAGUUCUCCAAGAUCCCCGGCGCUUCCUGGUCGUCGACUGACGAGGAGGAUAAGUUGUGCGAUGACAACAUCGACAUACCGCAGCCGAAGCAGCAGCAGGCAGGUCGGGACAUUUACUUUGAGGUGCUCAACAUUCAGCCUAUGCAGCUCGACCUCUCGUUUGUCCGGACCGAGAGGGUCAACGUGGAGGAUAAGACCUCGUCAAAGAACCCCAUCAUGUUCUUCUUCAACGUCAUGACCAUGGCGCUGGGCAACAUCAACGACGCUCCCGUGCGGUUUAACGCGCUGAUGCUGGAGAACGUGCGCGUCUCCAUUCCGGUGCUGAUCCAGAACAUCUCGAACCACUACAGCCAAGAGGCGCUGUACCAGAUCCACAAGAUCCUGGGCAGCGCCGACUUCCUCGGCAACCCCGUCGGGCUGUUCAACAACAUCAGCUCCGGUUUUGCCGACAUCUUCUACGAACCGUACCAGGGGCUCAUCAUGUCCGACAAGCCAGAAGACUUUGGGCUCGGUCUCGCCCGCGGCGCCGGAUCUUUCUUCAAGAAGUCCGUUUACGGCUUCAGCGACUCAUUCUCCAAAGUCACAGGCAGCUUCGCCAAAGGCCUCGCAGCAGCAACCUUGGACAAGCAGUUCCAAGACAGGCGGCGCAUCACCCGGGCUCGUAAUCGGCCCAAGCACGCCCUGUUUGGCGUCACGGCCGGCGCCAACAGCCUCUUCACAUCCGUCGCCUCGGGCGUCGGCGGCCUCGCGCGCAAACCACUCGAGGGCGCCGAGCAGGAAGGCGCUCUGGGUUUCUUCAAGGGCAUCGGGAAAGGUGUUGUCGGGCUCGCCACGAAGCCGGCCAUUGGCGUGCUCGACUUCGCGUCCAACGUGUCGGAGGGCGUGCGCAACACGACGACGGUGUUCGACGGCAGCGAACUCGACCGUGUGCGCCUGCCGCGCCACAUCCCAGCCGACGGCGUCGUCCGCCCUUAUUCCCAGCGCGAGGCGCUCGGCCAGAGCUGGCUCAAGCAGGUGGACAAUGGAAAGUACUUUGACGAGGCGUACAUUGCGCACCUGGAACUGCCGACCGAAGACAUGGUGGUCAUGGUGACGUAUGCGAGGAUCUUGCUGAUACGCAGCCGCCGGCUGCAGACCGAGUGGGAUAUCCCGCUCAAGGACGUGCAGACGAUUGCCAAGGAGAGGACGGGGUUGAGUCUCACGUUAAGGGGUGGGACGAAUGGGCCGUUCAUCCCCAUUAGUGAGGAGAGUGGGAGGACGUUCAUCUAUCGCAUGAUUGCGGUUGCGGUUGAGGAGUUCAAUCGCAGGUUUAAGGGCUUGGAGUAGGGUGCCGACUUUUUCUUUGUUGAGCUCGUGGGCUGGGUCAAGACUCGGAGGGAGAAGCGGUGGCGGAGGCGGAGGCGGAGGACGCAUAGGCCGGGCGUCCUGACCGAGCCAACGGAAGAGGCGGAUGGAAGUUUGUGAAGCCCCCUAGUAGCACUGAGUGUUCUUUGUAUCCUCACUUACCUAGAUUUUGCAUGGCGUUGACGAUCAAUAUGUGACGAGAACAAGAAAUGAUCG